UCCCGGCCGGGCGCAGCGCGGAAUUCUCCCAUCAUCCACUCCCGGGGAGGGGUGGGGGGAAUGCAGGAUGAACCCGGUGUCCGGAUGGCUGUGGACGGCGGAGACACCCGACGCAGGCGAGGCUGCGCGCAGGGGACAGAAUGAGGCCCUUCGAGCAGCAGGCCCAGCUGGUGCGGCUCCAGACCGGGUGACCUUUGAGGACGUGGCGGUGGGCUUCUCGCUGGAGGAGUGGUCUCUGUUGGAAGGCAGCCAGAAGGCGCUCCACCAGGAAGUGAUGCUGGAGACGUGCUCUUUGCUUCUUUCGCUUGGUCACUCAGUCCCCACCCUGGAUUUCUCCUCCUUGACUUGCCAGCCAGACGGGACCGCUGAAAAGCCCCAGCCCAGUUGGAGAAGACGGCUGCCUUUGGUGGCGGGAGGCGACAAAACCCGUCGUGAAGAGCCCCCUUUUCCAGAGGGCAUGGAAGGACCCUGCAACCUGAAGCAGGAUAAGGCUGUGGAGCGCCUGGCCGUAGCGAACGACGAGGAGGGUAAGGAUCAAAGCAGCCAUCACCUCUGUGCACUCAUGAAGCUGGUCAACGAAAUCCCAGAGUUCCUCUGUGGACAUGCGCACGUGAGCCUGGAUCGAUCCACGCCUCUUGGGGGCAGCGAAAGAGGGCAUGCGGGUCCCAUUGUCCAGCUGAGGAGUUUCCCACACUUCACUGACUCAGUUUCCCUGAGCGUCUCCAGCCAAGGGGGGACCCCCAGCAGCAGCCCAGAAGGAGAAUGGUCAGAGCCCACUACCCAAGGCACAUUUGGUCCCUGCGAUGCUCAAGGAUGGAAGGGAACAGAGGUAGUGACCGACGCAGAGCCGUCAACCAAGGACAAUGUGGCCGAAGGGCAGCCAAAGUCUGAAGGAGGACUUCGGCGUCCUCACCUCUCAACGGAGCAGAAGGAGAGCCCAGCAAUGGAGCCAAGGCUGGAUACUGAUGAAUCUGGAUGUCUGGAUCAACCCCAUUCCUGUGGGGAUGGAGGGCCAGAGCAACCCACAUCACCAGGCCUUUUGCGAAGCAUCUCUGAGGCUGAGAGCCAAUCCAAGGACGGAAAGAAAAUGCCUGAGGCCAUUGCUGAGAAGGAACUUCCCAAAAGUUCUCGCAAGGCAUCUCCAAAGUUGAGGCCAGAAGCAGCGUCCGAAGAGAAACCCCCCCUUCAGGGGUUGCUGAAGUGCCUGAAGGAUCUGGUGACCCUGCAGUCUGGCCGUGGCCCCCAAACCCCCCUCAAGGCUUCCAUAGGGAGGCAGCCACGGACCCCUGGAUUUGGGCGAUGGGGAGGCAGGAGUGACUCAUUACCCAUCCAAGUUAAAAUGGAAGCUUCCGGAGAGGAGCUGGGGGUCUGCAACCCCAAAGGAGGACCUGGGUCUUCUGUGGCAACCAGGGGGGAUCCCUCCAUCCCCCAGCCUGAAGGAAGCAGGAGACCAAAUUCCUCAGGUGGAAAAGAGGAAGAGAACUUUCCGGCAGUCAAAACGGAGCAGGAGACCAGCAGCUUCCCCCAUCAGGACCUCAAAGGAGACCUUGCACUGGUGGUUGUCCGUGAAAGUGGGAGCCCAGAGAAGACCCAAGAGCGAUCCGGCAUCUUACCGAUUCGUGUUAAAUCCGAGGAAGACCACCCCCUACAAGGCCACGGGGACGUCUUGGAAGAGAAGAGCUACCACCACUUUGGCCAGCCAAGGAGCAGCUUGUCACCUGGGUCCAAGCUGGGACUAUGGGUCCCGUAUUCGGCUGAGUGGAGCCCAGCCACCAGUCCUCUCCAUGGCUUGCUCAACUGCCUGAAGGACAUCCCCGUACCGAGACCACCGCCCACCCAAAUCUUGCCAGGGAAACGAGGAGCAACAGGGGAGAAGGAGAGACGAAGAGGAGGAAGGCAAGGACGCUUUGAUGUUGUGUUCCAACUUCCAUCAUCCCAUCCCAUCACCCCAUCACACGGGCAGCUGCUAAUCUGUAAACCAGGCCCACCAUCCGAUACUUGUCCUGCCCAACAAUCAGAAGCUGGCCUCAGGGAAAAGCCAGCUCAGCAAUCCUUCCUGCCCCAGGGAUAUGCCAAUGGGCACCACGAGAGACAGCUGUCAGGGCGGAAAGUGGAGACAGUGAUGGGGCAGAAAGAUCUUGGAAUCAUGAAGGAGCGUCCUCCAAGUGUCCACGUCCAGCCCGUGUCCCCUGCUGUCAGUUCAUCGUCGGUCAGCAGCUCCCCAGAUUGUGUUCCCUGGUGGACUCCAGAACCUGUCAGAUGGAGGAGGAAGGAAGAUGAGCUCAGCCAAGCCCAGAGUUCUUUGCAAAGCCUCAGGAAGAGGUUCAAGGAGACCCCAUUGAGUUCCCCCAACCAGGCUUCUUCGCCAGCUAUCAGCAGCUCCCCGAAUGCUCUCCAAAGAUGGACGUCGGGGCCAACGCAGCGGGCAAAGAGAGAGGAAGGACUCGGUCAAAGCAGCAACCCCUUGCAAGGCCUGGAGAAGUGCUUGAAGGACAUCCAGAACCAGCGAUGGUCCCCGGCCAUCACUUCCUCCAUCCACAGCUCGCCGGACAGACUCCACCAGUGGACGCCAGAGCCAGCGCCGUGGGCCAGGAGGGAGGGAGGAGGAAGCCACCUGAGGGUCCCACCACUUCAGGGCCUGGAAAAUUGCCUGAAAGAGAUUGCCCCAAGUAGAGAGUUCCUCGUGGCCUCCAGCACUGCGGGGCGUAGCAUCUGCACUCCGAAGCGGCCAGGAAUGGAGGAGACUCACUCACCAAGGCCGUGGUCUGCAGGGAGCCUUCCUCCACCAUGCGCCUCUGCUUCGGAAGUGGCUGCCGAAAAUUCUCCCCUCCACCAGCUGAUGAACUGCCUGAAGGAAAUCCCGAUACAACGGCCAAGUUAUCUCAACCCGCCAAGCGCGUUCUCCUCUUCUUCUUCCUCCUCCUCCGCCUCUUCCUCCUCCUCCUCCAGCUGCAGUGAAACUGAAAGGGACCAGCAGAGCCCAGGAAGUUCAACCUGGUGGGACGGGGGCCAAGAUCGGCAUCAGCUGCCAGGAUCCGAGAGGGAUGUUCUUGUAGGAUCGAAAGUGAUGAUGGAGGCCAAGAGGAAGCGUCCGUCCAUCCAACUUCCUGCAGAAGAGGAAGAGCAAUUACCCUACAUGCAAGAGGCCAACUUUGCUGAUGGGGGUGAUGAAGCAUCUUCUGCCUCACUCCAUGACAAUCCAGAGAAUGAUGCGAAGGACACUGCAGAUGUCAAGCAGAUAUUUCCCUCUAUCCACCCUCUAAGACGCUCCAGAGCACCGCAGGACAUGACUUCCAGAGCAUCCGAAGCAAGGGAAGAGGGGCCACCUUCUGCACUUCUUGCCAACAAGAUCUUCACCUGUGAGAGGCAGAAGAGCCCAAGAGGCACAGCACCAGACCAGACCCCAACAUGUUCCAGCCCCCUAAGCCAUAUUUCCCGGGAUGGGACACCUGAAGGAGACACGGGUUGGAGUCCGGGAGAAGACCAGGUCCAGCCACAGCCUGGAGACAAAGAGGGGGGGACCGGAAGUAGCCCUCUCCAGGGCCUCCUCAGGUGCCUCAAGGAGAUCACCCACCCAAGGACCCCUAGUCCCUGCCCCUCCUCGGCCAGGAAGAGGCCCAGAGAAUCCCGGCACACCCAGGAGGAAGAGGAGGAGGAGGAGGAAGAAGAAGAAGAAGAAGCCCAUUGCAAGAAGAAAUCCUGGCAAGGUGCUGUGGCCUCCAGCUCCCCCAUCUCUGACAUGGAAACACGGGGGACCCAACAGAAUGGCCAUUCCUGUUCUCUGAAUACCAGGACCUCUGCACAUAAGCAGUGUGACCCUCCCAGGUGGAGUCCCUCGGUGUCAUUUCAGAUGGGCACCAGAAGAGCUUCUGCGACAGCCAGAGACAAGGGGAACCCUGCAGCUCCAAAUUCAGGAUCAGAGGCAAAGAAGAGGCACCCCGAAGCAGCCCGGCUCUGCCACUGCACCCAUGGGGCUGAGUCAGGGGUCGCGCAGCCCCUCCUCUCCAAACAGCUGGGCCGUCUGGCCGCUGAUGUGAGCAGCCUCUGCCGGGACCUGUCCGGCCUUCAGAGCCACGUCUGGCGACUGGAGCAGGAAGCGCGGGGCUGGGCACUGGAGCUGGCCGCACUGCACCUGGAGAACCGACGCCUGGUCAAGUACUCCCGGCGCUUGGAGAGCCGCUGCCGGGUUCUGGAGACCCGCUCCCGCCGUCUGAACCUGCGCCUCUUGGGUUUGCCCGAGGGGGUUGAAGGAGGCGACCCGGUGUCCUUCCUCCGACGGACCCUGCCAGAGGUAUUGGGCUGGCCACCGGGAGUGCCGGCAUUGGAGGUCGAGAGUGCCCGGAGAGUUCAUAGCCAGGAUUCAACUGCCAAGCCGCGCCCGCUGCUCUUCCGCCUGCUACGCUCGGCCGACAAAGCCGCCGUGCUUGAGGCGGCUCGUGCCCGGCCGCUGCAUUUUGCCGAGGCGCAACUCGCCAUCCUACCUGACCUCGGUGCCCCACGAAGGAGACCUCUGCCUGGCCCAUUCCGGAGGAACCGUUGGGUGGUCGACCUGCUUUUUGGGGGGCAGUCCCCUUCCUCAUGGGGCUUGGGCAGGAGUCCAGCAUGGCGGGAGCCCUCUGCCCCUUGCACACCCCUGGCAUGCAAACCCGCCCCGGGGAUGCUGGGGUCUCAUGAGCAACACAACCCAUGAGGCACUGCUGAGGGAGGGUCCCAGUGGUGGGAUUCAGCUGGUUCAAGCCAGUUCAGGUGAACUGGUUGUUAAAAUUUUGUGCUGGCCCCGUCCCAUCCCGCCCACCCCACCCCUCGCAGUCACUCCUCAUCUUCCCCAGCAUAGCUGCUGCUGCUCUCUGCCUGGCUCCCUCGCUUGCCUCGACCUCAUGGUCUCCGGGGCCCAGUGCACUUUCCUGCCUCUGCCACCUCAUUUCCUGCCUGCUGGCAAGCAAUGGAUGCUGCAGAGACAGAUUUCCUACAUACCAUUCCCAGCCCCUUCUCCCCCCCACACCCCAUCCUUGGGCUGACAAAAUAAAAGCCCAUCUAAAGAUCGUGAAGAAUUAGAGCCAUGGAGAGGAAAGGGGCACUGAUCUCUUUCUCCCUCUAGGAUCAGCCUUGGAAAAGCCUGCCCUCACAAUCAGACUCCCUUUCUCAAACAAGCACUUCCUCCCAGCUCUCAUGCGAGAACCCAAAAUUCUUAGGAAUGAGAGCCACGGGGAAGAAAGGCACACUGAGGCCCCCGGCGGGCUCUUUAAGGCAUGCAAUAUGCUGCCACUAAGUUCCAGGACUCCUCACACGAGCGCUGAAAGGAAGGGAGUCCAAUUGUGAGGACAGGCUUUUCCAAGGUCAGUCUGGGAGGCAGCACUCAUGGCUGCCUUUUCUCUUGCCGUGUGAUCUUUGAGGCAGUUCCCUAAAAGUAAUGGCGCUGGAGUGGCAGGAGGGGGGCCAGCACGGGUGGGUAGCAAAGGCCGAAGCCUAAGUGUGCAACAGCCAAGGGCAACUUGCCUUUGCGCUGCCUAUUCCGGGCGGGGGGCUUCAUAAUGGUACAUUUGCACCGGCUGGCAGCACCCAAGGCAUGGUCCGGGUCCAUCGGCAACAGCAGAGAAGCAGGCACAGAGUGGGUUACCUGUUUGGCCACCUGCCAGCCAGGCUGGCCCAAAAGUGCGUUCCCUGUUGCGAGCAGCAGGAUCCGAGGAGGACAGGGCAGGGCAAUUGGGCGGCAGCCACCUGGAGGGCCAGUAGAAGCUGAGAGCUGGACUGCCCAUACCUUCAAUGCAAUGGCCGCCCGGAGCAUCCCCUCGGUCUAGGACAAAGUAAAAAGGCCCCAAUCUUUCCACAGGGGAAGGGAAAGUUUAACCGUGCAGGAGCAUUGGUCAGGCAUGCCCCUCUCCACCCGUCUCUGCCUGUUCGUGGCUGAGCAACUUCUCUCUCUCUGAGCGUUAGCCAAGAGGAAGCAGCAAAAUCAGUUUUUAUUCCUUUGCUAAAGCUGCCGUUCCGUUCUUCACACAUGGGAUCGCCCAGCAGCCGAUAGGGAGAGGGAGACGGUGGUGCCAUUCCUGUGUGGUCUCAGCGCUGCUAGCUCCAUAGACAAUGCUAGUGGUCGCCAUUGCCCAUUUCUCCCUCUGUGUGAAGAAGGGAACGGCAGCUUUAGCAAAGGAAUAAAAACUGAUUUCGCUGCUUCCUCUUGGCUAACGCUCAGCAAGGGAGAAGUUGCUCUGCCACGAAUGGGCAGAGAUGGGUGUAGAGGGGUGUGCCCCAGCAACGCUCCUGCACUGAUAAAACCUUCCCUUCCCCUGUGGAAAGAUUGCACACACACAUGUUAGAUCUUUCUUUCCUCCUGCACCCCAUCCCCUGGAGGCUCUGGGAUUCCUUCCCCAACCCUGUCGAUCCCAUAUAGGUACCACCUACGCGAGUUACAUAGAGUUGGCCACGCCCACCCAGUCACAUGCCCACCUAGCCACGCCCACCCAGUCAUAUGACCAUCUAGACAUGCCCACCUAGCCACACCCACAGAAUCUGUUGUUAAAUUAUUUGACUCCCACCACUGGAGGGUCCCAAAAAGUGACUUUCCUUUCUGCCGCGGGCAGGGGUGGGUGGGCUAAGUGAGCCCACUGGCUGCUUUUCCAUAGCUUCUUCGCAAGAGAGGGGAGGGGGUUUAACAAUUGGGUGGGGGGCGGUUGCGUCCUGUCCCGCUCCCCUCCGCCGCUGUCUAGGAGAUCCUACAAGAUAUUGGCAGAAUUGGGGCCAGGAGACGGGUGAAAUUCAGCCGGUUCUAUCCGGCUCGGGCAAACCGGUAGCUGUGGGUGGCUCCUCCCACUUGCGCAGACAUCAUGAUGCCACUUUUUUGCGAUGAUUUUAAGCCUCUGCGCAUGUGCAGAAGGCUUUGCGCAUACGUGGAUGCUGCCGCAUGCGAGCACAUUUGCAAACCGGUAGGGAAGGUAAGUGAAUUUCACCCCUGGGCCAGGGGCUCCAAACUCUCCCUGACAUCUGUUCCCCCCCCCCCAUAAAGACUCUUUCUGAGUGAGCAGAUCUAGGUUGCAGGAGAAGGAGGGGUCAAAAGACUCCAUUAAACAGGUGUUUCUCAAGCUCAGCUACUUUACAACUCCCAGAAUCCCCCAGCCAGCAAGGGGAGUUAAAGCCCACCCCUCUUAAAAACACACUGGCUGGGGGAUUCUGGGAGUUGAAGUGCACCAAUCUUAAAAGCGGCCAAUAUUGAAAACCAUUGUCUGACCCAAAAUAUAAGUGUGGAACUGAAACAAUUCCAUAGUCACAGUUUUUGUCAGGAAUGGGAGGCAAUUUUUGGGGAGAAUCAUUUUAGCAUCCCGGCAGAGAUGUUUCAGGUUAGAUUCCUGCCCUGAGCAGACGGGGUUGGACUAGAUGGCCUCAGGGAAACCUUGGAAUGCUAGCAUUGUACGAGUCGAAACUCUUUUAGGUUGGCUGGCAUUGGCCAGCCUGAGAGAAUUCGGGGUUGAAGGAUAUUCUUGGUUUGGUUUUGAAUAUUUUAACCUAUUUUGCUUUCAGCUUCUAGUUGUGAGGCUACGUUGAGCUUUUUGAAAUUGGGCAGGUCAGAAGUCUCAAAAGAAAAGGAAAUGGGAGAAGGGACUGCUGGGUGCCAAACUAGUUUGAUCUAGGGGUGAAGAUCCUGGCCUAGAAACCAGGAGGCUGGGAGUUCUAGUUCCCUCAAAAACAGGAAAGCCAGCUGGGUGACUUCGGGCCAAUCUCAAGGAGACAGUGAGUUCUAGUCCUGACACAGACAUGAAAUCUUUCUCAGUGACUUUUAGGCCAAUCACCAGGCGAUGGUGAGUUCUAGUUUCACUUAAGGCAUUAAAGCCGGCUGGUCACUUUGGACCAAUUAUCAGGUGGCAGUGAGUUCGAGUCCUACCCCAGACUCACAAGCCAGCUGUGGGAGGUAACAUUGGCCACUUCCUCUCUCUCAGCCUGACCCACCUCACAGGGUUGUUGUGAGGGAAAUCGGAGGAAGAAGGAAUGUUAUGUAUAUCCGCCACCUUUGAGUCCCUUGUAAAGUAAUAAAGCUGGGAUUAAAUAUAUAUAUAUAUAUAAAUAAAUUAUCUAAGAAAUAAAAGAAUGUGUUUUGCAAGAUGGUUUGGGCAUAAUCCUGGGGUACCAUUUGCCCCGAAUACUCCGUUGCACUGCUUCCUUUUUUCCUGGGUAGUCAUCUAUCCAGACGGAUACAAUCAAGUUUCUAGUCCUCAGUACGUCCCCGUGAUGUUGUUGUUGUUAGUUGUAAAGUCGUGUCCAACCCCAUGGCGACCCCAUGGACAACAUUCCUCCAGGCCUUCCUGUCCUCUACCAUCCUCUGGAGUCCAUUUAAGCUCAUGCCAACUGCUUCAGGGACUCCAUCCAGCCACCUCGUUCUCUGUCGUCCCCUUCUUCUUUUGCCGUCAAUCUUUCCCAGCAUUAGACUCUUCUCCAGGGAGUCCUUCCUUCUCAUUAAGUGGCCAAAGUAUUUCAGUUUCAUCUUCAGGAUCUGGCCUUCUAAAGAGCAGUCAGGGUUGAUCUCCUCUAGGACUGACCGGUUGGAUCACCUUGCAGUCCAAGGGCCUCGCAGGAAUCUUCUCCAGCACCAGAGUUCAAAGGCCUCAAUUCUUUGGCGCUCAGCCUUCCUUAUGGUCCAACUUUUACAGCCAUCCAUUGCAACUGGGAAAACCAGGACUAUACGCACUUUUGUUGGCAGGGUGAUGUCUCUGCUUUUUAGUAUGCUGUCUAGAUUUCCUCCCCAGGAGCAAGCGUCUUUUAAUUUCUUGGCUGCAGUCCCCAUCUGUGGUAAUCUUGGAGCCCAGGAAAAUAAAAUCUGUCACUACCUCCAUUUCUUCCCCAUCUAUUUGCCAGGAAUUGAGAGGACUGGAUGCCAUGAUCUUAUUUUCUUAAUGUUGAGUUUCAAGCCAACUUUUUUAUUCUCCUCUUUCACGUGCAUCAAGAGGCUCUUUAGUUCCUCUUUGCCUUCUGCCAUUAGAGUGGUAAUUAAUUGAGCACGUUCGACCUGCUGUCGAAUUCUUCCCCCAAAUGAAUGGAUGCAAGGACUGGGGGGUUGUUAAUUUUUCAUUUUUAAAUUUUUUUUCAAUUUUCCUUCAUUUAUUUUCUAACCCUAAUUUGGGGGGGGGGGAAUGGACUUUGGUGUGAUAUUUGGCAGCUUUGGACAGACAAAAGUUCAACAGGGAAAACCCCUUUGGAGUGACCAUAGGACCCUGGAAUCACUGAUGCACUAAUUUUUUUAAAGAAAAUCCGUCACCCAUCAUCCACAGCAGAGACAUGGGAAGGUGGACUGCUGGAAAUGAGCCAGGGGAUUCCCAAGACCCCCUCCUGUAUCAAUUGUUCCCUGAAAGCCCACUCCCCAAAUGGAAGAAACAUAGAAAACCGACUGCAAAAGACUCUAGUGGUCCAUUUUGAUUCAUUGUUUUCUUUUUUAGUUUAUUUAAUUAUUAUUUAUUUAUAAUUUUUCUUCUUCUGACAUGCGUUUAUCCUGAGCGGGUUUUAAACUCAGGGAGGAUUGAGCCGCGACCGGUGCUGGAAUUUGGUUCCACGUUUCCGCCGUUCCAUCAGCGAAUUUGUCAGUGUAUGAGAGUUCAUGAAUUGGAAUAGACACGGUAACAGGUCAGCCAAUGGGGACUGUUUGGUGACCCAGAUGGCUCGGAGCCUGGGCGUGGCUUAGCUUGACUGAUUUGUAUAUAGGAGUUGCUUUGUCUUUGCAAUAUAGCCUCUGUUAUAUAUAGCUUCCGUGUUUGUGUCUUCUUAGUUCUGGUUCUGACUUCUGCUGCAUGGGUAUUGUAUACAUGCAUCAUGCUUUAUAUUAUUGUAUAUAUAGAAGUUUCUUAUAUAAAUGAAUACUGCUGAAUUAUUUACUUGUGUGCUGGUUGGAUUGUUGCAAACUCUUAACAGGUUAUGGGCCCAGAGUACACCAACCACACACUAAGACUGAACUGUAAUUAAGCUGAGGGACAGCCUGCGUUAUAAAUAAAAGAGAACAAAGCUGAGAAGGCUUGCCAGGAUGGCUGUUGAUUUCAAAGAGAAUUCUCUGCCUCGAUUUGGACAGAAGAAUUUUAUUAUUUGGGCUGCAAAAAUGAAAUGCUUCCUGAAGGCUAUGGAGCUCUAGGAUAUUGUUGAUAAUCCACCCCAGGGGCCAUUAGCAGCAGCAGAUCAAAGGCAGCAUAAUAAGGCACUGGCCAACAUCAUCUUAAGUUUAGAAGAUGAACAAUUCCUGAAUGCAGCUAAUUUAAAGACUGCAAAGGAGGUCUGGCUGAAAUGAAGAAGUGUAUAUGUGAGUGCGUCAGCAUUGUGCAAUAUCGUGCAAUUAUCGAGACAAUGGUACAGAGUCCAGCUACAGCCACAUGAGCAUGUGGAGAAGCAUAUGUUGAAAAGGCAAACUUUAUUUAUUGAGUUGGAACAGCGUGGCAUGCAGAUUCCUGAACUUCAGAAGGUGCUGUUGGUGUUAAAUGUGGGAUAUUGUUUCAGCUGUUUUUGAGUGCAAACCAGAACAGGACUCACGAAGGGAAGCCCUUAAAGCCUGUUUGAUUUCAGAAGCAGAGAGAAAAAAGCAACAGGAUGGCUGCCAAGACCAGAGUAUCAGAAGAGAUCAGAUUACAGCCCAACAAAGAUUUUUGACAGAAAGACAGAACAGCUGAUCACUCCAUCUGUAGCGAUAAGGCUCAUCUAAACAAAGACUGUUUGCAAAGAAAAGAAACAACAGAUGGACAUGCUGGUGUUGCAAAAGUUAGCUAUUGUAAUAGCAGAGACAAAUGGUUAAUAGAAAGUGGGGCUAGUGAAACAAUUGUUAAUAAUUCUAAAUUGUUUUUCAGAACAGAUCCAGCUGGAGGAGAUGCAGUAGCCUUAGCAAAUGGCCAGAAGGCUAAAGUCACUGGAAAAGCCAGUAUGGUGAUUGCGUGUCUGAAGAAAAAGUUUAGCAAUAUAUUGUGGAAUAUAUUGUGUGUACCUGAAAUGGAACAUAAUUUACUGAGUAUCUCCAGUCUAGUCCAAAAAGGGUUGGAGACCACAUUUGCAAACGGGAGAUGUCUCAUAAAGAGAAAUGGGAACAGGGUAUAAAAUAGGAUAAUCUUUAUGUGUUGCAGGGACAAAAGGUUCAAUGUGCCCAAACAUUUGGAAAUGUGCCACAACAUGAUGCAUGCAUUCAUCUCUUGCAGAGAAAGCUUGGCCAUGCCAGCUUCAGAGUUUUGCAAAAGAUGCAACAGUUUGGAGAAGGGUUAAAUUUAAAAGGAUGUAAGGCAUACUUGGACUGCGCAGUAUGUAAAUCAUCAAAGUCCAAGACAUUUCCUGUAAGCAAGAGUAGCACAAGGCAGACAACAAGAGCUCUAGAGCUGGUACAUGCAGAUUUGAUUGGCCCAAUGCAAGGCAGUUUGGGAGGAGCAAAGUAUGAGUUGGUAGAUUGUAGAUAACUACAGCAGGUUUGGGUUCUGCUAUUUACUAAAGAGUAAAAUAGAGGUGCUACAGAAAUUUAAGCAAUGGGUAAGCUUGGUAGAAAGGAGAUAUAAACAACAGAUAUGUCAACUGCAAACUGACAGAGGUUCAGAAUUCAUGUCAACAAGUUUUCAACAGUGGUUGUGACAGUUGAGCAUAAAACAUAUGCUGUGUAUGGAUAUACACCGCCACGCAGGUCAGAGCGAAGGAACAAGGGGAUUCCACCUGACAGGUAUUCUGUAUUCUGAGGUUAAGGUGUGUAAUGUGUGCUAUGAGCCAAGAACCUAUCAGGAAGUAUUGGCACUACCCAAAAUCGAGCAAGUGAAAUGGAAAGAAGCCAUGGACAAAGAAGUGAAAUCCAUGGGUGAACAUAAAGUGUUCACAUCUAUGACUUUACCACAAGGUUGCAAAGCUGUAGGAGGUAAGUGGGAGUACAGAAAGGAAGAACUAUCCAACAAUGAAGGUAUAUAAUAACAAUAUAACAAUAACAACAUAAGGAGGCAAGAUUAGUAGCACAAGGUUUUUCACAAAGGAAAAAUGUGCACUAUGAUGAGGUAUUUGCACCAAGUGUAAAGAGUAUAAGCAUAAGGUUGGCACUCGCGUUAGCAGCAGCACAUGAUCAUAAAAUCUGGCAUUCUGAUAUAACCACAGCAUUCCUCAAUGCAGAGUUAGAGGAAGAAAUUUACAUGGUUCAAGCACCAAGGUAUGAAAGCAAAAGGCCUAACACUGUGUAUAAAUUGAACAAGGCCAUUUAUGGGCUGAAGCAUCAGCCAGGAAUUGGAAUAUCUGUUUAGAUAUGGCAUUGAAGGGUCUUGGGUUCAAGAGUUGCAAGGCUGCUGGUUGCAUAUAUACUGGAACGUUAAAAGGUGGGAAUAAUUAGCAUUUGUGGAUGAUCUUUGUUUCAUUGCCAAAGUUUUGUCACAGGUAAAAGAAUUUGCUAAUCAAUUAGAGAAAAAAUUGAAUUAAAAGAUUUGGGAGAAAUAAAAAACUAUCUUGGUGUAGAGAUACAAAAAACUGAGAAAGAUGUUUAUGUUCUUAGUCAAAGAAGGAAAAUUGAACAGCUGUUGGAGAGAUACAAUAUGAAGGUUGGCAGAGUAAAGAAUAGAAGCAAGCAUGUGGAUAUUAAAUAUUGUAAUGUAAGAGAAGCCAUCAAAUGUAAAUUAAUUAGCUUGCUUCACUGUUCUUCAGAGGACAAUCUUUCAGAUAUAAUGACCAAGCCAUUGGAUGGAGUGCCCCGUUGGAAGAAUAUUAAGUUAUUCAGUUUUAUGUCUAUUCCAGUCAUGAAGGGAGGAGUGUCAGUGUAUGAGAGUUCAUGAAUUGGAAUAGACAUGGUAACAGGGGACUGUGGGUGACACAGACAGCUCAGAGCCUGGGCGUGGCUUAGCUUGACUGAUUUGUAUAUAAGAGUUGCUUUGACUUGCAAUAUAGCCUCUGUCUGUAUUAUAUAACGUCUGUGAUUAUAUCGAUUCUGUGCUUCUGGAUUCUGUGAUCUCUGUUUCUGGCUUCUGCUGCAUGGGUAUUGUAUACAUGCAUCAUGCUUUAUAUUACUGUAUAUAAAGAAGUUUCUUUUA
Ahaetulla prasina is the source of this 12992-nucleotide messenger RNA. It is a transcript of the gene KRABD3, whose product is annotated as KRAB-A domain containing 1. Bases 68 to 4690 code for a protein of 1540 amino acids. Gene Ontology annotation, biological process: regulation of DNA-templated transcription. NCBI's taxonomy places the organism in Eukaryota, Metazoa, Chordata, Lepidosauria, Squamata, Colubridae. The transcript is spliced from 25 exons. The record is from RefSeq and is a predicted model, not a curated record.